CAUCACAUUUGAAUAUCACAAUUGAAAAUAUUUUAUUGGUACCAAAAGCACAAAAAGAAUUAAGACAUCAUCAUGUUGGGCAUUGCUAAACAAUUGGUAAACUCCUAUCCAAAUUCUCUGGCAAAUAGAGCUAUUAUUGUGCGAAAUUAUAAAGGAGGUGUUCCCGGCUGCAAUUUACCAUUUAAACUGGACAACCCCUAUAGAUUUACCGUGUUCUACUUAGUAGCCGGCAUAAUUGGGUUUGGUGCUCCUUGGUUAGUUGUUAUGCAUCAAAUGUUACGGCCUUAUAAUUAUGAAUGAAUUCAAUGGAGUUUAAUUCUUUAUAGACUCGUUUUUUCACCUUGUUUGAGAAAUAAAUGACUUUUUUGGGGGGGUAGUCAUAUUGAUGACUAUUCACAUAUGGUA
Messenger RNA from Stomoxys calcitrans (stable fly), 405 nucleotides. RefSeq names its product cytochrome c oxidase subunit 7C, mitochondrial-like. Lineage: Eukaryota; Metazoa; Arthropoda; Insecta; Diptera; Muscidae. Gene Ontology annotation, biological process: mitochondrial electron transport, cytochrome c to oxygen. The coding region runs from base 73 to 300 and encodes 75 amino acids. The transcript is spliced from 2 exons. The record is from RefSeq and is a predicted model, not a curated record.